AUGCCUUCUUCGAGAUAUGAUCCAUUGCCAGGAAGCAUUCCGCCAGAUUCGAAAAAUAUUGAGGUAGGAAUUUUGUAGGGUACUGUAGAGUACUGUAUAAGGGGUAGUGUUUAUGAAAAAUGAAAUUUUAAAUUCAGAAUUUAUAAAUUAAAAUAUUUUAUUUGAAAAAAAUUCAAUUUUUCAUCAAAACUUCAAUUUCAAACUCGAUCAACUAAAAGUAUUUCCAGCAAUAUCCUGUCACAAAACCGGCUCCUGGACAACUUCCAAAUCGAAAUCCAACAUCACCUUCAAGAACAGUUUUAAUACCAAAAAAUGAUCCAUCCUCUUCAAAUUCUCAACCAGCUUUUCCUCUUCCAAAACAUCCAAUUGGCUCAAUUGAACCUGAUGAAGGAGGAAGAAAAUUUGCAUCUCUUAUUCAUCAAAAACAUUUAUCCGAUCGUGAAAAGAUUUUGGUUGAUGCUUUGAACAAAUAUAAAAAUAUUGGAUUCAAAAGAGGUUUGUGAGAAAGAACUUCAGCUUGGCUUAAGGUUCUUCGAACUUUUUCUGAAAAAAUUAUCAAAAUCCAGUUUUCCAAAUUUUUGACAUCAGAAAUGUUUUUCUAGUAAUCGCCAAAUAUUUAUUGCUGCUCAUAUUAUGCAUUUGUGGCAUAAUGUUCACAAUUUAUUCAAUUGGCUGUUGGUCAGCACAUUUAGAAUUGAUUGAACAUUUAGAAGUGUACGAUGAGAGAUACAUGAAAAAACAUCAGAGAUCAAAAAAUGCAAGUUCUGUCGAUAUGGAUUGUCCAAUUAUUGGUGUGAUUGAUAAAUUUUGGACACCCAAUAGUUCGUAUGUAGAUCUUUUUGGCAAAAUAUUAUCGAUUAUUUCGAUCAGAAAAAUUUUUCACGUGAGUUUCCUUGUUGUUAUUUUGAGAAAAAAAAAUUUUAAAAAAAAAAUCAAUUUUCAGCUGGUGCCAAAAUUAUACAAAGCUAUCAAACUUCGAACUGUUCCUCAAGAUGAGGCUCUCAAUAAAAUCGAUGAAACUCAAAAAGAUUUGCACGGUUUGGCCGAAUCAUUUUUGGAAACAAUUUGCGAAUAG
This is a messenger RNA of Caenorhabditis angaria, 1075 nucleotides long. NCBI's taxonomy places the organism in Eukaryota, Metazoa, Nematoda, Chromadorea, Rhabditida, Rhabditidae. The record is from the annotation of a GenBank genome assembly.